AUGGAAUAUGCUUCAGAUUCAAGUUUGAGCUUAAACUAUGGAUUUGUCUCCUUUUUCAGUAACUCUAAGUCAAAUAGAAUAAAAGUAUUUGAUUAGAGCUCAGGGCAAGUCAUAUGCAUAGUCACCUUCUUGUGGUGAGAUCUGGUAAUUAAUAUCGUUUUUCAAAAUUAAAUUUUUGCAAAAUGAUAUCAAGCUGAGAACUAUGCAACCUACAGUCCAAUUCGGCAACUGAGUAAACUGGACAAUAGGAAUAAUUAGUUAAUAAGUAAAUUACUAGGAAAAGAGAUUCGAAUUUUCAUCGAAGAAUAUUCCCUAAUUCUCGAGAUAUUCCAGCCUAAAAAUUUUUCUAAAAUCAUCUAUAUUAAAGGCACCGCCCGAAGGGGGGCUUUGGCGUGUUACCUCCUCGAGGCUUAUUUUUUUCCUUAUGUUUUCGAAAACUCUUUAAGUGGUAGUCUCUCAAAAAUUAAGAGAUAUUCUUCUGAAAACUCUAAUUUUUUUUCGAAUAAUUAUUUAUUAAGUAAUAAUUAUUCCUACAGUCCAAUUUAUUAAGUCAAAUGAAAGAAUUUUGCACAAUGUAAACUGGACUGUAUAUUGCGUAAUUCUCAGUUUUUUGCAAAAGUUUAAUUUUGGAAAACAUCAAAUACCAGGUCUCACCACGAGGAAAUGCUGCACACGAGACCCGCCGUGGGCUCUAAUUAAAUGCAAGUCUUCUUCUUAAAGAAUACUGAGUUCUUAUUUUAUCUGGCUCAAGGUUAUAGGAAAAUGUGACAGGUGUUCCAUGUUUUAAGCUCAAACUUAAAUCUGAAGCUUAUUUCAUAGUUUCAUAGUUUCAGUUCAUGACAAUUCAUUAGACAAUUCAUUAUUGACAAUUAUAUUAUUUUCUAUAUUUUUAAUGAUUAUUCGACCAUUAUUUAGCUUGUUUGUAACAAUUAAACUUAAUUUAAGUUUAAUUCUUUCUAGACUCCUCGUCUGGACUUGUAUCAUUUUAUUUACAAUUAGUAUAGUUUUCCAAUUCGUCAGUUGCUUUAGCCAAUGUCAAUUAGCUCAUAGUCAAUGAACAUGUACUUCGUCUGUGCUAUAACGUAAAAUGCGCUAGAAAAUCAGUGAUUUUUUUUUACUGGUCGGUAUGUCAAACUCUGAGAUAGAAAGUCUGAUUUCAUGUCCGAUCUAUUAUUUCAUUAGUCGAUGGUAAAAGUGUAUGUGCAUGUUUUUUCGAGAAAAUAAGCGCUCUCUGUACAGUCCGUAAUGAAGUAUUAUGAAUGUACUGCUAUUGUCAUGUUCAAAAGAAAUUUGUAAUAACGAAAAAGGGUAAACGUUCAAACAGAAAUAGCAACGAUAGUUAGAUAGUUGAAGUAAUAUUCGUGAUGCUUUUUAGAAACAAUUUUGACAAUUAAAAUCAAUUUUUGUGAGUAUGCUUAGAGUAGCUUAUAUGUUAAUAUUAUGUGAAAGGUUAGAAAACACAAUAGUAUAUGACAAAUAGUUAGGUAAAUAAGAAUAAAUCAAAUAUCUAUUAUAAAAAUAAUAAAAUAUAUAGAAUUUAAUAUUGUACUAUAGCAUAUGAUAAAAAUGCAAAAAUUUAUAAUUAAAAUGUAUUAGGUUGUUACGUCAAUAUAUAUAAUUGCUGUAUUUUAUUUUUUAAUCAAUAUUUUCAAUAAGUAAUAUAUCAUCUAUUAUAUAUUAAUCAAUAAGUAAUAUAUCAUCUAUUAUUUCACUCAGUAUAAGACUAUAUUAUUAAUAUUUGUCAUUAUAUUGUAUGAAUAUUAAUAUUUUUUAAAAUGAUUACUAUGUAAAUUUUCAAAUAUAUAUCAAUAUAUGAUAUAUUAUUGGUAUAUAAUUUUAGAUCAUGACAUCAGUGAAAGUUCAUGGUGGAAUUGACAUUUUGAGACUUCCUGUUAAUCAAGAAGAACAUGUAUUUCAUCCGUGGCAUAUUAAAUACACACAAUCGCAUAUACUUCAUUCUAAAUGUUCCAAAAGUGAAAAUGGUUGUGGCAAUAAGGAUGUUCAUGCCUGCCAAUUUUGCAUUUUCAGCCACACUUUAGAAUUGCCACACAUGCCGGAUAUGGUAUUCCCAAAUAAUAUAUUAACUUUAAAACACCAGGAUGGAGCAUUCAUACAAUUUAAUGCUUUAGAUGCUUUAAAAACUGUAUCAAAUGGAAAAAUUAACGUUCAGUUAGCGUGUGCAGAAGCUUGGAAAGAAUCCAGAUCAGAAAGCAGCGAAUAUUUAGAAGAAAAAGUAAAACCGUUUGAUUGGACAUUCACCACCACUUAUACUGGAACAAUAUCCAAUUUUGAGAUUCAAGAAACUAAUGAACGGAUUGAUGUUGAUAAAUUAAAGAGAAGGGAAAAAAUUCUUUUCUACCAUGAUUUAACAUUGUUUGAAGAUGAACUUCAUGACAAUGGCAUUGCAGUUUGUUCUGUAAAAAUUCGUGUUAUGCCGAGUAGUUUUUUCAUUUUAUUAAGAUACUUCCUGAGGAUUGAUGGUGUAAUGUUGAGGAUAAAUGAUACACGAUUAUAUCAUGAAUUUGGUCAAGAUUACAUAUUGAGAGAAUACACAUCGCGAGAAGCCAAGGUUGAAGAAAUACGUGCUCCACCAUCAUUGUUUGUUGAACCAAGCGAAAUAGCAUCAUAUUUGCCUUUAACUAGAUGUCACAAUCAUAAACUGAUAAUGAUGUCAAAUAAAACAGAAUCAAUCACGAACGAUGAAUUAACCAAUGAAAUAGUAACUGAUAAUGAAGCGGCUAGUGCAAAUAUAAGUGAAACAAACAGUUCUGUUACUUAAAAUCUACAGUUAUAUGUAAAUAUAUCACUGUCUAAAAUAACUAAGAAUCGUACAUUUAUUGAAAAAAGAAAAUCCUUAUAUUUUCAAUAUAACAUAACAAUAUAGAAUCGGCGUUAAAUCUUUCAUUGUGUGAAAUCUUCAUUCAAUUAAUAAUUCACAAUUUCUAAAUUUGAUAUAUAAUGCUCAAUAUAUGAAUAAUGCAUCUACAACAAUGUUUCAAUAAUACAUGUAUCUAAUAUCACAAUUCUGCUUUACCUCAUUAUUUAAAAAUUUUAUAGAAAAUGUCACAUCUUAUAUAAAAAUUCAUUAAUAAAUUCAUUUUAAUUUCUAUGUUUUGAAAGAAAAAGUUGAUUCAUUCAAAUUUUUAUCAUAUCUUCGAACAAUUAUACAAAUAACUUUAUUUAUAAAAAAAAUUUAAUUUUGCAUUAAAUAUUUUGUUUUUGAUUUUUUCUAUACAUAAAAUCAAAUAUACUGUAUCUAUUGCACGUCUUAUUAUUGUCUAUUAUUUAAUAUUGCGGACUCUGUAUGUUUAUAAUGCAUCUAUACCUAAUAAAUAUAAUAUUUUAUGAUACUUUUAUAUCAAAGUUUUAACAAAAAUUUAGACAAACUCAUCAUACACCAUGUAAUGUUCUUAUUUUAUUAUAUUAGGUAUUUACAUUAACGCAUAUUGAAAUAAAAGGUCUGGCAGGAACAGGUUUGUUACCAAUAGAAAAACAUUCGAAAGAUUCUUUAUUUUAA
Molecule: messenger RNA, 3517 nt
Organism: Heterotrigona itama
Lineage: Eukaryota; Metazoa; Arthropoda; Insecta; Hymenoptera; Apidae
Source: the annotation of a GenBank genome assembly